UAAACUAGAAUAGCUCACGGAAACAUAAAUACACACCAACACAUGCAUUGAAUGCAUGAACGUUCUCAUUUCGCCUGGAAUUAAACGGAUUACAAAACACGCGAACGAUAGAAGUUUUGGUCAAUAAAUUGUCGAAUAUUAUUAUUUCACGCUGUUAAACAGCAACUAAAUAAUUGUUGUGUGUGCUCAAAAUAAAUAACUAUUAACUGUGCUAGGUAUUUCUUUUCCUACAGUGAAGCAAACGUGACAAAACUUUGACAUUUCAAUAUUGAUAGUGACAUUUCUCUCGAAGAAGAAAAGAAAUAUCAACAUUUAAGGUGUCUGCUACAUUGAAAAAAAAAUCACAAGCAAAAACAAGAAGAUCAAAAUAUUUACGUCAAAUUCAUUUGGAUUCAUGAGUAUCAAAUGAGUUCGGGAUUUGUUACAGAGACCGAGCUCGCAGAAGCUCGCAAAAAACGACAAGAAGAAUGGGAAAAAGUUCGACAACCAGAUGAACCAUUAGAACGCCCUGAAGAGUCUUAUGAUCAUCGCUCACUGUACGAAAGACUCAAGGAGCAAAAGGAUAAGAAAGACUUGGAAUAUGAAGAAACACACAAACUCAAAAAUUUGAUUCGGGGCUUGGAUGACGAUGAAAUCAAUUUUUUGGAUAUAGUUGAUAAAGCGAAGCUAGAAGCUGAGAAACAACAGCAAAUUCAUGAGAAAAACGAACUGUCCGAAUUCCGUCAGCGUGUUGCAUCAUUACAAGACCAAUUCAUCGAGCAGAAAAUUUCGACAGCUGCAAAGUCAAAAUCGAUUAAAACACCCGCAAGGCCGUCACAAAAAUCGAUUUUAGCUGGUGCAGUCCGGAAACGUGUUGCUACUGAUAACACCAAUGACAAGUCUAAAGAAGGGAAUGUGCCCGCAAAAGUUAGCAAAAUGGAAAAUUCCAUCAGCUCAACGGCCGAGACAAAUGGUAAAUCUGAUGAACAUGGAAACACCUCAAGCAAUAGCCUAGAUCUUAGUGUUCAUGAUAAAGGUGCAUUGAAAUGCAUCGGAAUUUUACCGGGAAUCGGAAAGUACAAGGAUUCAAGUGAUUCAGAAAAAAGCACAGAUACGGACGACGACUACGAUUUCAGCGACUUUGAUUGGGUCGGACGAAAGAUGAAGAGGAACGACAAUGGUUGUGAUGACUAGCUAUCAUUGGAUUAGGAUUUAGUCAAAUGUUAAAUAAUUUCAACCAUAAAUAAAUUGUCGUGUUCCGUAAACAGCUCCUGUAUGCUCUCUGUAUUAACAACAAACCUCUACUUUAUUCAGCCAGUACUUGGCGGGGUGGCACAUGUUUAUUGAAUGAAAUGAAAAUAAAUAAUUAUUUCGAAAUUCUAAAAAAA
This is a messenger RNA of Sitodiplosis mosellana (orange wheat blossom midge), 1367 nucleotides long. Its product is annotated as PSME3-interacting protein. NCBI's taxonomy places the organism in Eukaryota, Metazoa, Arthropoda, Insecta, Diptera, Cecidomyiidae. Gene Ontology annotation, cellular component: nucleus. The record is from RefSeq and is a predicted model, not a curated record. Bases 406 to 1173 code for a protein of 255 amino acids. The transcript is spliced from 4 exons.